This is a messenger RNA of Topomyia yanbarensis, 2492 nucleotides long. RefSeq lists its product as uncharacterized. Bases 310 to 1734 code for a protein of 474 amino acids. The transcript has 2 exons. The record is from RefSeq and is a predicted model, not a curated record. Lineage: Eukaryota; Metazoa; Arthropoda; Insecta; Diptera; Culicidae.
CAACAAACAUCGUUGACGUUUGCGAUACGAAGUGGAGAAAAAAGUCUGCAGACGAGUGGUCUUUCAAGUGCGUGUGUGAUUUCAGGAAUGAAGUUAGUCACUGUUGUAAAAUUCACUAGAAGUUACAUCGCCAAAUUGGCUUUAGUUCAGAGAAUAUAAAAAGGCAGAUAUAAAGUUAUUAGCAUCUCUGUGUUUACCGAAACCGAAGUCCGUGAAUAUUCCGUUGUAUCCAAACUGGGGCUAUCCAUAAUACGCAUACGUCGUAAUAACGGGAAUCUGUACCCAAAGCAACAGAGCAAGACAAAUGAAAUGCCGUUCCAAGUAUCGUCCACGAGCGUAAUAAUAACCAUGUUGGUUUUAGUCCAGUUAUCGCCGUUUAUAUGGGCGGCCUCUGCCGGCGUGAUACCAGCUGCUCCGUCCGCGAAAGAAGUCAGCGGGAGUGAUUCGGCCGUCAGUGAUUUGCUGGAUGAAAAUAAACUGGAAUUUCUAAAAUCUUGCGAUAAGAGUUCAGACAAGGAAGAACUCGUUUGCGAGGUUUAUCGCAAUCUUACGUUUGCAUUGGGAAAACGGGCAGGAAAACCUGUGACGGCAGAGACCAUUAAAAAGGUUCUCGAGGAAAAAGAUGCUUUGGAAGAGGAACAUUUUUGUGAUAAUCUUUCCACGGUACUGCGAGCCGUAGGAACAAAGGAAGCUGCGGUAGGACGCGACCUGGUGGCCCAACAGCAGCAACGAAACAUGCGGGAACCGCUGACAAAAGAUAACGUCUGUAAAAUUUUGUGUUUAUCUCUAACAGAAGAAAAUUGGUCAACGGUUGUUAAACCAAUCUGUCGAGUGAUACUGUGGGGUUUUCAACAGCUUUUGCUCACAGAUUCGACAAAAGGAAAUGAUCCAGUUGUUCCGCCGCUAAUGCCAGUACCGGUUGGCAUCGAGAAAUCCCCUGAAAAAAAUGUUACGCUGGAGAACCCGAACAUGAAACCACCAGUUAACGUCACGAAACCUACUGUGCGACCUGGCUUGAGUGAAGCUAACCCGAAGUUGCCAGUAGCAAUAGGUGAAGAGAAAGCACAGAAAGCAGAACCGGAUGUUCAGAGUCCGACUGUCCCGAAAUCUCCCACCGGUGGUGAACUGAAACAGUCAGUUGAUCCCUCAAAAAAAUUAGAAAAUAUCGAAGAUGACCAGGAUCAACUAUUUGAUGACCAAGACAAGGUCAACGAGAAGAACCUACAGGAUAUAAAUGGUUCAGUGAAAACGGAUCCAUUCCAAGACGGCGCACAAGCUGGGGAAGCAAUAGAUGAUGAAAAUACGAAUUACGACAAUGACGAAGAAGGAUUUCAAGAACAGGUGGAACUUCCAAAGGAAGAUUCUGUAAAAAUACCGGAGCUUCCCGCGGAAACUCAGGCAGCAAGCAAACAAGAAUCGAACAGUAACAUUUUAGCAGAAGUGCAAAGAGAGAAGUUCCGCGAGGAUCCUUUCUUCGAGGAAACGGAUUCAAAUUUCUUUUCGUAUUUUUUGUUCGUGAUGUUUGCGUGCAUCAUGUGCUAUGUGGCGUACCAUAACAAAACGAAAAUAUUUGCGCUUGUACUAGAAGGUCGAAGAAGCAACUCCGGGCGGGGAGGUUUCAGCAAAGAUAGGAAACACACAGCAGCAUAUCGAAAGCUGGAUUCAAAUUUGGAAGAAGCAAUAACAUCCAAUACAGUGGCGAGCAGCCGAUCGACGUCACAAAUCAUUUAUUAGGGACUACGACAGUAAAACAUAGCAUAAAGGGAGUAUUUGUUCAGUAGCUUUAGCUUCGGCACUUGAUUGGCCGAAAGUUUUGUCCUUUUCAUUGUUUUAAAACUGCAAAAUGCCAUCAUAUCAAUAGGUCAUCAUAUUGAUUCCAGGUUUAGUAUAAACCUUUUAGAUACACUGGAAAUCAAGAGUUCUGCACGUGCAAUCAUCACAUAGAUCGACUGAUCACGUUACAUUUUGAUCCUUUUGCACAUUCAGAUCAAUUUCACAUGACUCAUGUACUAAGUAGAAGCUUACGAAGCGAUUUAUUUAUUUGGUUGUUUUAUCAAGCACCGUUAGGUUGCUGCACAAUCGCAAUACACCCACAUCUUGAGGGAGGUCGAAGAAAUUAAGCUCGGCAGUUGCUUGCUCUGAAAAAGGUCGCCUGUCUUGUUAAUUUAGCUGUAAACAUAAUGGCCAGCUAAACGCGAUUACUGUAUAACAUACCUACACGAGAUAAUAAUUAGGACAAGCAUCAUUAAAGGAAACGAAUUGUUCAGUUAAAUUAGGUUGUUUUCGGCAAUGGUAGACGAAUGAGAAUGUAUAUAGCACCACCCCUUGUUGAUUAGGCCAGACAGAACCGUAUAGAGCAAAGGGCGAGUUCCAUGUUUUCCUAAUCUGGCAAACCUUAACUUAUAGAUAUUGAAACAAUGAAUUUAUAAGUUAGCGAAGGAGCGAAACACGUGGAACAAUUUUUUCUUACAAAAUAAAGUUUGCGAAACACA